Messenger RNA from Talaromyces stipitatus ATCC 10500, 2766 nucleotides. Its product is annotated as heat shock protein Hsp98/Hsp104/ClpA, putative. The transcript is spliced from 2 exons. The coding region runs from base 1 to 2766 and encodes 921 amino acids. Gene Ontology annotation, biological process: cellular response to heat. The record is from RefSeq and is a predicted model, not a curated record. Gene Ontology annotation, cellular component: cytosol; cytoplasm. Lineage: Eukaryota; Fungi; Ascomycota; Eurotiomycetes; Eurotiales; Trichocomaceae. Gene Ontology annotation, molecular function: ATP binding; ATP hydrolysis activity.
AUGAAUAACGUACAAUUUACAGACAGGGCGAACAAGGCCCUUCUCGACGCAAAUGGCCUCGCCGAACAAUACGGCCAUAGUCAGAUCCUCCCACUGCAUCUUGCCGUGUCUCUUCUCAAUCCUCCAGCUGGUGGUGUGGACGAGGAAGGACAACCUGCUGGAGUUUCUGGAGACUCGACAGCUGCGCCCCUAUUCAAGCAAGUAGUUGAGCGGGCACAUGGAGACCCUCAACUACUCGAACGAUCACUGAUGAAACUACUUGUUCGACAACCCACCCAAGAUCCUCCCCCAGAGCGAGUCGCUGUCUCUCCCGCCCUCGCCAAAGUCAUCCGAUCAGCCACAGAGCUGUCCAAAACUCAAAAGGACAGUUUCGUCGCUAUUGAUCAUCUGAUCGUCUCUGUUGCUCAAGAUGGUCAAGUUCAGAAGGCUUUAGCUGACGCCAACAUACCAAACACAAAACUUAUCGACAACGCUGUCUCACAAAUCCGUGGUACCAAGCGUGUAGACUCGAAAACCGCUGAUGCCGAAGAGGAACAUGAAAACUUGAAGAAAUUCACCAUUGACAUGACGGCUCUCGCCAGGGAAGGAAAGAUCGACCCCGUUAUUGGACGAGAAGAAGAAAUCCGCCGAGUGAUUCGCAUUCUCACUCGACGCACCAAGAAUAAUCCUGUCCUCAUCGGUGAGCCUGGUGUUGGUCUUGCUCGCCGAAUUGUCAAUGCCGAUGUACCUGCAAAUCUCGCCCACUGCAAACUCCUAUCGCUUGAUGUCGGUUCUUUGGUCGCCGGUAGCAAGUACCGUGGUGAAUUCGAAGAGCGGAUGAAGGGUGUCCUCAAGGAGAUUGAAGAUUCUCGCGAGAUGAUCGUCCUAUUCGUGGAUGAGAUUCAUCUCUUGAUGGGUGCUGGAUCAAGCGGCGAAGGUGGUAUGGAUGCAGCCAACUUGCUCAAGCCCAUGUUGGCUCGUGGUCAACUCCACUGUAUCGGUGCCACAACGCUUGGAGAAUACCGCAAGUAUAUCGAAAAGGACCAAGCAUUCGAGCGACGAUUCCAGCAAGUCCUGGUGAAGGAGCCAUCUGUUUCGGAAACCAUCUCAAUUCUUCGUGGUCUCAAGGAAAAGUAUGAGGUCCACCACGGUGUCAACAUUCUCGAUGGAGCUAUUGUCUCGGCGGCAACUCUCGCAGCUCGGUAUCUCACGGCUCGUCGACUCCCAGAUUCUGCGGUUGAUCUGAUCGAUGAAGCUGCCGCAGCAGUUCGUGUCACACGUGAAUCAGAACCAGAAGCUCUCGACAACUUGGAGCGGAGAUUGCGCCAGCUUCAGAUCGAAAUCCAUGCCUUGGAGCGUGAACAGGAUGCCGCCUCCAAGACUCGUCUUGAACUCGCCAAACAGGAAGCCGCUAAUGUCUCCGAAGAAUUACGACCUCUCCGCGAAAAAUACGAACAAGAGAAGAGGCGAAGCAAGGAAAUCCAAGACGCAAAGAUGAAGCUUGAUUCCUUGAAAGUCAAGCGAGACGAGUCUAUGCGUUCCGGAGACACCGCCACAGCCGCCGAUCUCGAAUACUACGCUAUCCCAGAAACCCAGGCUCUUAUUUCCCGACUCGAAGCUGAGCGAGCCAAAUCUGAUGCCGAGGAUCGUGCUCGAUCAGGAAACGAAGAAGAUGUCGCUCUUAUGCCUGAUGCCGUUGGCCCAGACCAAAUCAACGAGAUUGUUGCUCGCUGGACUGGUAUUCCUGUGACCCGAUUGAAGACCACUGAGAAGGACAAGCUGUUGCAAAUGGAGAAGCAUUUGAGCAAGAUCGUUGUUGGCCAGAAAGAAGCUGUCCAAUCUGUCUCCAAUGCAAUCCGUUUGCAGCGUUCUGGUCUUGCCAAUCCCAACCAGCCUCCCAGCUUCCUCUUCUGUGGUCCUUCUGGUACCGGUAAGACGCUCUUGACCAAGGCUCUUGCGGAAUUCCUCUUCGACGACCCAAAGGCCAUGAUCCGGUUCGAUAUGUCAGAGUAUCAGGAACGUCAUUCACUCAGCCGAAUGAUUGGAGCGCCUCCCGGCUACGUCGGCCACGAUGCUGGCGGUCAACUAACGGAGAACCUCCGCCGUCGCCCAUUUUCAAUUCUCCUAUUCGACGAAGUUGAGAAAGCCGCCAAAGAAGUUCUUACAGUCCUGCUCCAACUUAUGGACGACGGCCGCAUUACAGACGGACAAGGCCGCAUUGUCGACGCCAAGAACUGUAUCGUCGUCAUGACUUCCAAUCUCGGUGCAGAGUUCCUAGCUCGCCCAGCAGGCAAAGACGGCCGGAUCGAUCCAUCCACUCGUGAACUAGUCAUGGGUGCACUACGCGACUACUUCCUCCCUGAAUUCUUGAACCGUAUCUCCAGCAUCGUCAUCUUCAACCGUCUCACCAAGCGCGAGAUUCGCUCUAUCGUCGACAUCCGUCUCAACGAAAUCCAACGCCGUCUUGAACAAAACGGCAAGGACAUCAAGAUCGAAUGUACGGAAGAAGUUAAGGAUUAUCUCGGCGAUGCGGGCUACUCACCUGCUUACGGCGCUCGUCCAUUGUCUCGUCUCAUUGAGCGCGAGGUACUCAACCGUCUUGCUGUUUUGAUUCUGCGUGGCAGUAUCAAAGAUGGGGAAACCGCCCAGGUUGUUAUGAAGGACGGCCGGUUGGAUGUUUUGCCAAAUCACACUGAUAGUGAGAUUGACGAUGCGGAGAUGGUAGACUCAGAUGAUGCAUUGGCUGAAAUAGAAGAGAGUGGUGGUGAUAUGGAUCUCUACGAAUAA